Messenger RNA from Rhineura floridana, 2808 nucleotides. RefSeq names its product LKAAEAR motif containing 1 (gene LKAAEAR1). The coding region runs from base 405 to 884 and encodes 159 amino acids. The transcript has 5 exons. The record is from RefSeq and is a predicted model, not a curated record. NCBI's taxonomy places the organism in Eukaryota, Metazoa, Chordata, Lepidosauria, Squamata, Rhineuridae.
UUCACUUGCCCAGUCUGAGCAUGCAAGCAGCGACAAGAGCGAGAUGAAGAAGCAUCCACCUGUCAUGCCUGUCCCAAGGGGCACUCAUGAAAAUGAGGGCCAAUGAAUGGGGUGGUGGUGACAGUGGCAAGGAGGAGAAGGAUCCACUCAGAGAUGAGAGGUCCAUGGAGGGCAUCUUGCCCAGGGACUCACCAAAAUGUGGAGACAACACUCCUCAAGGAUGGUCCAUUUGUUUUCAACUGGAUCCCCGCUUCUCCCUAAGUGAUGGGAAACCAUUGUCUUAUCUUAGAUCCUAAAGACCUGCUGAGACUGAAGCUGUUUCUGAACAAAGUGGCUUUUUUAAAAAAACACCACCCAUUGAAUUUCCCCAAAGAUUCCACUCCAAGUCUGUGAGAUAAGCAAAGAUGUCUAAAGGUGAAGCUAUUCAGAGAAAAAAGGCGACCAUGCGAUUCAAGAAGCCUUCCAUCUUGUGCGAAACAAACAAAAUGACUCCAGAACAGACAGCACGCUAUUUGGCUUUUGCUGAUCCAAGUGACCCUAAGGUGAAAGCCAUGUUGGCUGCGGUCCUCAUGAAGGACAGGGUGCUCGUCAAGGAGCAGGAAAAAGAGACAGAACAGAAAAAUCUCGUUGGGGUCCUCAAGGCCGCCGAGGCUCGGAACCGCCUUCGGAACGCAAGGCUCCAGUAUCAGAAUCUGAGGGCACAAGAGAUCAACUUCCUGAUAUCCUUCCAGAGGAAUGCUAAAGGUGCUGUUAGACUGGAGGUCUUCCUUCCGCCCAGGAAGAACCUUAGAAAAUUAGCAGACUGCAUGAACACAGUUCAGAGGGGCCGGAUUGAAGAGAUACUGGCGGAUGAGACUGGUGAGAUAUUUAUCCGAAGGCCCUGAACCCCACGUAGGACAAUGCAGUAUAAGAGCUGCAGGAUAUGGAUGGAUGGAUGGAUGGAUGGAAGCCAACCAGAGCCUAAAGCUCUGGAGGGCUACAACGUAGCAAAGCUGCUGCUGUUCAAUAAACAAUGUGGAUUAUUAUCCAUGGCUGCAAACCCCAUAGUGAGGGACCGAGCAGAUCAGCCUGUUUCUGGUCCAUGACAGUUUUGUAUGUCUUCACCCAAAAGUCUGUUCCAUUCCAUUUCUCCGUUAAUCUGCAAUUUUAAAAAAAAAGCUGUAAAAAGAAAAGAGCACCACAGAACCAUCCCGUCAACACAGAGAUUUAUGCUUUCACAACAGGACUUCCCCCUCAUCCUGCCCUGUGCACCCAUUAAAUCUGUUCUGGGGGUUCUCCCACCCUUCUGGAGCAGAUUUGGGGAGGAGAGGUGCGAGGGGGAGAGAAAGGGCAAGAGUCCCGUUUCACAAGUAUAAAUCCUUGUGCUGAUGGUGCAGUUACAUUGGAUCAAGCAGCUGUAUUUAAAUAUGCAUUUUUAGGCUGCAAGGGGAUUGCACUGUUAAAAUGCUAUUUUCUUUUAAAAAAUGCAUUUUUACAUGUGUUUGGUGUGGGGAUUUUUUAAUCAGUGUCUGAACAUUCAGGAAGUAUGAAAUCUAGUCCCUAACUAACUAACCAAUCUGCGUAGUAGCCAGGGAGGUCUGGAUCAGCAAAGAUGGGAGUUGUUCCAGCAUCCCAACCCACAGUGCAGCUCUCCCUUUCAGAUCAAUGUGUGGCACAAUAGCCAGAGCAUCCCUCACCCAUCUGACCCUAGUGGCUGGGUGAUGGGAGCUCAUCUGGAGGGCACCAGGUUCGCAAAGGCUGGACUAGAAUGUUCCAUCUAGGGAUGGGAGGUGCAGCUUGGAGGAACACCGAACUUGGGAUUAGUCAUCUUUCAGCCUUUAACGAGACAAGUGCUGUUCAGUCCUAAACCUUUUAGCACUGACAACCUGUCUCUUGGAAAUCAUCUUUUAAGCAGCAGAGUGCAAUCUUGUGCAUGGCUGACCGACUUAGCAAAAGAACUAUCCAAGCUUAUCCAAACAUCAAGCUUGCAGACUUGCUGUGCUGUGCUUGUCAGUUCCAAAGACUGAAUUCCUUCCAUUUAAACCCCAUGCAAGAACCAGUCCUAUCCUUGCUUGCGUAGCACCUGCAACCGCCUACUCUCACAUGGUAGCUUGUGUGAAACCUCAUGGUAAGCAGACAAGGGCCCCAAUACCCGUCUGCCAUCAGCCUUGUGUCCAUCCCAGCCUCCUCCUCCUCCAUCUCUCAAGUCAUCUCCUCCCCACCCCACAACCAUAUUGCCCAUUGUGUGUGAUCCAAAACAAAGCAUUUACAGAAAGCAAGAGGGUCAGUGUGCAGCCAGGUGGUCACUGCCCUAAAGCAUAGCGUUCCACCAUCUGCAGGGCUGGGGCUAAAAAGAAAAUUUGGAGUGUACGGAGGCUAAGUCGUAAGCAAGGCUGUGGCACAGAAUAUGCAAGGCUGAGUUAAGCCCAGGUGCCUUAAUUAACAGCUUCCAUAAUUUUGGGGCAUACAUGCAGCUGAACUCUUUGAGUGAAAAACGUUUAAUCUUAGAACUGUGCCCAAUCAAGCCAUCUCAUUCGCCCAAGGACUUCCGCUUUUGCAAUGGAACUUCCUCUCCCCACACACCCUCAGCGCCGCCCCCCACCCCCCCGGAACCUGCAGAACAGAUUUAUUUAUUUGUUAUUUGAUUUAUAUCCUGCCCUUCCUCCCAGCAGGAGCUGGAGGAGUGGGGCAAGGAGAGGGAGUUGUACAAGUGGAAGUCCUUGCAUGAAUGGGACGUCGGAUACAACUCUCAGAACACGCUGCUGCGCACGCCUGGUCUAAUGAUCCAUGCUAAGAAAGCAGAUGAUGGUCAUUACUCCAGGCUCAUGA